AUGAAUUUAGUGUUCUCACGAUUCUUGGCAUACCUUCACAUCGGGUUCCAAGUCGUUCUCCAUACGUUCAUCUACCCCAGUCAUCUCCACCCGCAACCCUGCCACAUCCUGGCACGCAUCGGACACACCGUGCGUUUGGGCGCGCUUUUGCCCACUCGUCAGCCGUCCAGGAUACAGUCUGCCCUGAACCGCGCCCUCGUCCAUCUCCGGCAAACUGGGAACAACUUUUUACCCUAUAACCUGAGCUUGGAGAACCGGUUCCACCUGCAGAUGCUGCUGCGGAUGCCUCCCUCAGGCCUGGCCGAGCUGCUGGUGAGCAUGCUGCAGCAGGGGGGCUGGCAGGGGGGCACGGCCGUGCUGUGUGACGGCUGGGAGGCCAGCGGCGUGCUGCAGACCCUGGAGCAGGCUGAGCGCCUGGGCACGGGCACGGGCCGAGGGAGGCGGCGGGUGCACUGGCACCUCUGGGAGCCCCUGGACCUGACGGGCUCCCCGGAGGGAAUGGGUGAGGAGGAGAUGCUGGAGCUGCUGUCGCAGCACUUGAGCCAGGCGCCCUCGCCGCGGGCGACCGCCGUGCUUCUCUUCGGCUCUGACCCGCAGUGCGUUUCCGCUGUGCUGACCGCCGCACACAGGCUGAGCCUCGCCCAGCCCCUUCUCGCCACUGCCGCCCACUGGAUUGUAGGAUACCCUUUGACCCUGGAUGCGCUGCAGUCCAUCGGCUCUCCUCAGGGCCUCCUGGCGUACGGCGAGGUCAACCGCAAGCCCCUCAGCUUCUACAUCCGCGACGCGCUGCAGCUGAUCGGCCAGGCUGUGACGGCUGCCACCCUGGUGCGCCCCGACCUGGCGCUCAUCCAGAACAUGGUCAACUGCUACGACAAGCCCAACAAGCACGAGCUGCCCUCGUCAGGCCAGUACCUUGCCAGGUUCCUGUCCAACACGUCGUUCAGCGGCGCCACAGGCCCCGUGCAGGUGCAGCGGGCCCUCUCCCAGGUGCUCCCCUCCCAACGCUUCCACGUGUGGAGCCUACAGCGGGACGCCGUGGGCCAGCCCUCCUGGGUGACGGUGGCCCACUGGCAGGACGGGCAGCUGCAGGUGGACGAGCAGGGCCUGUGGCCGGGCGGCGGGAGGAAGCCGCAGGAGGCCUCGCCGAGCGUCCGGGCCCGGGGGAGGUGGAGGGCGGGGCUGCCCGUGGCCGGUAGCCGUGUGCGGGUGGUGACGCUGGUGGAGCACCCGUUUGUGUUCACGCGGGAGGUGGACGACGAGGGCCAGUGCGCCGCCGGCCAGCUGUGCCUGGACCCCCACACCAACAGCUCGGACCUGCUCAACCUCAUGUUCCGCGAGCUGGCACAAACCAAUAGCAGCGGCGGCGGUGGUGGUGGUACUGGAGGUGUUGGUGGCAGUGCCAGCGGCCCCUCCCUGACCGCGGAUUACCGCAAGUGCUGCUACGGCUACUGCAUCGACCUGCUGGAGAAGCUGGCCGAGGACAUGAACUUUGAGUUCGACCUGUACAUCGUGGGCGAUGGCAAGUACGGCGCUUGGAAGGGCGGCCGCUGGACGGGUCUGGUGGGGGACCUGCUUAACGGCGUGGCCGACAUGGCUGUCACCUCCUUCAGCAUCAACUCGGCGCGCAGCCGCGUCGUGGAGUUCACCAGCCCCUUCUUCUCCACCAGCCUGGGCAUCCUGGUGCGCAGCAAGGACACAGCGGCGCCCAUCGGUGCCUUCAUGUGGCCGCUGCACUGGUCCAUGUGGGUGGGCAUCUUCGUGGCGCUGCACAUCACCGCGCUCUUCCUCACGCUCUACGAGUGGAACAGCCCCUUCGGCAUGACCCCCCACGGCAGGAACCGCAGGAGGGUGUUCUCCUACUCGUCCGCCCUCAACCUGUGCUACGCCAUCCUGUUCGGACGCGUUGUGGCCAGCAAGACGCCUAAGUGCUGGACGGGGCGCUUCCUCAUGAACCUCUGGGCUAUCUUCUGCCUGCUGGUGUUGUCCAGCUACACGGCGAACCUGGCCGCGGUCAUGGUGGGGGAGAAGACCUUUGAGGAACUGUCAGGGAUCCAUGACGCUAAGCUCCACCAUCCGUCCCUGGGGUUCCGCUUUGGGACGGUGCGGGAAAGCAGCGCAGAGGACUACAUGAAGAAGAGCUUCCCCGAGAUGCACGAGUACAUGCGGCGCUUCAACAUGCCCACCACGCCCGACGGAGUGGCUACACUCAAGACAGAUCCCCCUCAGCUGGAUGCCUUCAUCAUGGACAAAGCCCUGCUGGACUACGAGGUGUCCAUAGACACCGACUGCAAGAUGCUCACCGUGGGCAAGCCGUUCGCGAUUGAAGGCUAUGGGAUCGGGCUGCCCCAGAACUCCCCUCUGACCCGCAACGUCUCAGAGUAUGUCAGCCGCUACAAGUCUGACGGCUACAUGGACAUGCUGCACGACAAGUGGUACAAAGUGGUCCCGUGUGGGAAGAGGGUCUUCGCGGUGACAGAGACGCUGCAGAUGGGUAUCCAGCACUUCUCGGGCCUGUUCGUGCUGCUGUGUGCGGGCGUGGCGGGGGCUCUGCUCACGCUGGCCGGAGAACACGCCUUCUACCGCCUGGUCCUGCCUCGCCUCCGCCAGCAGCAGCGCUUCAAGUACUGGCUGCACACCAGUCAGAAGAUCCACCGUGCUUUGAACAUGACCUGUGAGGAUGAAGGGAAACACCAGACAACCCCAGACAGAAGCCCGACCCUCUGCCUGUCAGAUAGCUGCAACAUCCACCGGCUGCAGCCGCCUCCUCCCUCCCCUCAGCCCUCCUCCACCACGACCUCCAACUCCACCGCCACCAUGGCCUGGAACAACCAGAGCACCCGGGGGUCCCGCGAGCCAGGCAAAGACAACAAGCGCGUCCACUUUAACCUUGAGACCCUCAACACGUACCGGCUCCAGGCGCCCCCCUCGGGGCCCGAGCGGGGGCUCAGGCGGGGGCUGGUGGGCAGCCCCCCCACGCAGCUGUGUGAGAAUGGUGGCCCCGCAUCCGGGCUCAGCCUGGUGCUGUCGCCGCCGGCCUGCUCCUCAGCCUCCUCCAUCUCUGCAUCCUCCCAGUGGGAGGGUGAGCUCCAGGAGCUCCAGGGCCGCAUCGAGGAGUUCCGGGGCCAGCUGAGGGUGGCCCUGGCCAGGCGGGCUGAGCUCCAGAGCAGCCUGGAGCGGGAGAAGACAUGCAGGGUGCGAGCCGUCGUGGAAUCUGCCGCCGCCGAUGGGCCUCUCCUUGCAGCCGCCGCCACCACUAUCUCCACAGCCAACUCCACUGGCCCUUUUAAAGACAAAGACACCAACCUGAGGAGGUGAUGUAUGGCGUGAGGUGUGUGUAUGGGCCGGUUUGGGAGCAUGCAAAGGAGAUAGAGAAGAGUUUGGAAUGGUGAACAGGGUACCCAGCUGUUAUUUUGUGAUUUUUGUGACUAACUGGUUUGCUCUGAAUUUACUUUUUCCAAAUUUUGGGCUACAACAGGACAUGUUUUGGAUGGGUGGGUGGAUGAUAGAACAACAGCACUCUGGAAUAUUUGAACAGAAUCACAGAUGGAUAAAGUGAGUUUUCAUUUGUCAACACUUUGGACUUUUGAGUUUCACUUUGAGCAUUGUAGAUACUGGACCAAGACGGAAAAGCAAAACUAUUCAAGGUGGUUCUUUUGUCCACCCACUUGUCUGUAAAUAUGAUACGGUGAUGCUUACUUGUCUGUAAGAAUUGCUAGCUGUAACAGAAGUACAGAAUUUGACGAACAAUCUGUUGAUAUAUGGCUAAAUGAAUUGUUAUCUCUGUGAACUGGAAUCUUAUGGGUUUCCCAUUAAUGCAUUUCAAAAUAAACUUGGUUUACAUUUGGGCUGUAACAGGUUUACUUGAAGCAA
This is a messenger RNA of Clupea harengus (Atlantic herring), 3870 nucleotides long. RefSeq names its product glutamate receptor, ionotropic, N-methyl-D-aspartate 3Ba (gene grin3ba). The transcript has 9 exons. Lineage: Eukaryota; Metazoa; Chordata; Actinopteri; Clupeiformes; Clupeidae. Gene Ontology annotation, cellular component: membrane. Gene Ontology annotation, biological process: monoatomic ion transport. Gene Ontology annotation, molecular function: signaling receptor activity; ligand-gated monoatomic ion channel activity. The record is from RefSeq and is a predicted model, not a curated record. The coding region runs from base 1 to 3315 and encodes 1104 amino acids.